UUGUGUUAGAAUCAGGUUUGACAGAUUGAGCAGUGAUUAAAUUGUGAGUGCCAACAAAGAAGACCGCUCCGAUGCGCUAAAACCCAGCCAAUUCCACCUUAAAUGCCAUUUGCGUCUGUAGUAGAGACCGAGGCGCCAUCUUCGGUCCACCUUAAGCGCACAAUGUGGCCAACGAACGAACGAAAGCGUACCAGCCAGGCUUCCGUCCUCAUUCUCCAGCCGGGGAUCGCUCUCUGGCUUCCCAGCUUUGACACAGCGUCACUUGUGAAACAGCACAGAGGGGGGGAAAAGACGCACCCGAGCCAAAGCCCAUCCGCACCAGCAGGAGAAGAUGUCCGAGCCCAAUAAGUACCGAGAGUGGAUCCUGGAAACAAUCGACUCUCUCCGCUCGAGGAAAGCCCGUCCGGAUCUGGAGAGGAUUUGUCGAAUGGUCCGGAGACGACACGGGUCAGACCCAGACCGAACCAGGACAGAACUGGAAAAACUGAUUCAAGAGCAGACGGUGCUCAAAGUUAGCUACAAGGGGUCCAUAUCGUAUCGAAACGCGGCGAAGGUGCAGAGGAAAAGCAGAAAGAAGAUUGAGUUUACGGCGGCUGGCAGCAGCAGCAGCAGCAGCGCGGAGGCAGCGAGGGAGCGGACCAAACACGACCAUCUCAACAACAACGGCGACAGUGCGCACAGCUUCACCGACCAGGAGGAGGGCGAGGAGGACUCGGAGCCCAGCCCAGAUCCCCACACUCAAACACCAGCCAGCGCCGCCGACAAGAAGCUGAAGCCAGCCUCCAGUCAGAGUAGCGGAAACGGGUGCCUCAGUUGUGGCGCAACAACGGGCUGCGAUGUCGGGAGCGGCUGUAAAGAGGAGAAAGCAAGUGCACCGAGAGACAAGGGAUUAGGACAGCAGGGAGUGGGGGGCUGCCCGCCGCCCGGUCUCACUCACACAACAAACGACGGCGGCGAUGCCAGCAAGAUAACACCGAGCAAAGCCGACGCAGUUCGCGCAGAAAAAGAGCCGUGUUUGUCCGGAGAUGACACCCAGAACAAAACUUGCUCCGGGAGCGCCAGCAGCCUCCCGCAACAGCAGAGACCGAAGCAGACUGUGCCCCUCAAGCCCAAACUUCGAGUCGGAGGAGGGGGCACCAAAACAGCGGGGAACCACGCCAACUCCGACCUGGGCGACAGACUGGUGGCUUCUGUUCGCAGCCUGUCCGAGAGGAGCAUCCGAGGGGGCUCCGCCGCCGCGACCAGAGGCCACAUGAAGCCGCUCGGGCUGAAGGAGAUUUUGGGCUAUCUGAGCAGCCAGGAGCGGCUGUCGGAGGAGAAGCUGACCCGAGGCAAAGUCAAAGUGGUUAUGGAGAGAGAGGUGGCGAGGGGCAGGCUGCGCAGGACCCGCUGCGGGAACAUUACUCUUCCUCUGAGGGGGAUGGUGGUGGAGGAGCCGACGCCGAAGAAUCCGUCCGCUGACAGACUUGUAAAGAGCGCACUGCAGGACAAGCACGCUGGGAAAAAGCCGCCGUCCCCCUCUCUCCAGGAGAAUGAGCCGAUGGAAACAGCCAGUGAAGAAGAGGAACGGGAAAAGAAUGAGGAAGAAGAAGAGGAGGAGGAGGAGGAGGAUGAUCCCCGGAGUUCUGAUGAGGAGGGAGGACUAUCCCCGGUAGCCAUGACAACCGAACCAGAGCUCAUUGAGAAAACCACAGAAGAUGCUGAGAUCCAUACAGCAUCAAAGCAGGAGAGCCCCCAACAGCAGCAGCAGCAGCAGCACGGUGGCAAAGGGACGUGCGGGCUUGAUUCCUUCACCAGGACACCGCAUCCACCUGUUCAUGGAGCCUCCCUGUCACAAUGUAACAGCGCACACUUGGGGGAGAGAGCUGUCGUCCCCGAUCAGCUUCAUAUGGAGGCACAGAAUCAGAUGCAGCAUGACAGAAUCAACCACACCUCCUCAGGCUUUAACAGCUUGGAGUCUAAGACAGAGGUCGGCGUGUCGUCCUGCCUGCUCACACCCACCGCCUCCCCGAGAGACUCUGGCAUGUCUGAGGACAGAGGGAUAAACGGAGUUAACAGUGGAGGGUUUGUGAAGUCCGAGGGGGCCAGUGGGAGCCCGGUGGACUGGACAGUGUCUGAUGUGGUCAGUUAUUUCACAGCAGCAGGUUUCCCUGAACAGGCUGCUGCCUUCAGGACCCAGGAAAUCGAUGGCAAGUCUCUUCUCCUCAUGCAGCGUAACGAUGUUUUGACUGGCCUGUCAAUCAGACUGGGCCCAGCCCUCAAGAUCUAUGAGCGUCACGUAAAGGUUCUGCAGAAAACGCACUUUGAGGAUGACGACUGUUAACGACAGAGACUACUACGUCUGUAUCUACAUAUAGCUCAAGUAAUCCUAUAGAUAUGUAUGCAUGACAUGAUAUACAACACACUUUGCUUUUCAUCUCAUGUUAAAUCGCACACACACACACACACACACACACACACACACACACACACACACACCUCUAUUUCUCUUUCUCUACAACUGCUCUGGUCCAGAAACAACACAGCAAAGAGACUGGAUUUCCUGGACAACAAGGGUUUUCUACCAAACUGAGCACAAAUGUCAGAGGAAGUACAUCAUGAAACUGUCAGGUACGGAGGUUAAAAAUAGUCAUGCAAUUCCUCUUUUUUAUUUACAACGAUAAAGCACUUUGCAACUUCUUGACUAAACUGUGCAAAAUGGUUUGUUUUUAAACUGUUAUUUGUGCUGACCUUUAUGCACAUUUCGAAAGGGGUCAUGGUUUUUCUGUGGUUUUCCUUUUGUUUUUGGAGGCUUUGACUGAUGCGAGGGUUUCUCGCUUGUGGAUGUAUGUGUGUGGCUGCAUGACAGAGCACGUUGGAUCAGAAACAGAUUAAUAGUUGACCAGAUUAGAUACAUUCCCAGGAGCUGGAGCAGAUGGUUGUGAUGCUGACCGGUCACAGUCGUAGAUGUGUCACAACCUUGUGUUAACGGUUGUUGGCCAAAGCAAUAAGCUGAUAAUUCCUUCUAGAUGUUUUGCAUCUUGUCAGCUCGCAGGUGGAUGAUUUUGUGUGUCUUAUUGUUUCAGAUGAGAAUCAAUGAAGUUUUCAUAAUGUUUUUAAGCAGUGCUGGUGAUCUGUUCUGGCUUAUGCACCACCACAACAGGGGCUGGUUUCACCAAGACAGACUUCGACUGUGGCUUAGGGUGUUUUCAUAUUAGAUAUGAUUGAUUUGCCUGAGUAUGACUGCGUCCCCACCCAACUUCCCUGCUGCUCAGCUUUCACAUUAGUAACAAUCAACUCUCAACUAGAUGUAACAGAAUGUAAAUAUAUUAAAGGUUAGCCAAUGUAAUGCAUCAGCCUCCAUUUGUAAAUUACUAAAAAAAAAACAAUCUUCUAACUGAAAGAUGUUAUGGCAGGGUAAAGCUAAGUCAAUCAAUCAACUAAUCUCAUACCACCAGCAUUUUUGAACUGUUUUUACCGGUCAAACCUUAGAAACCAAAUGCUGUCAAACGAUCACACAUCUCAUUCCCACCUUCACUGUACCGACACAUUCCAGGUUUGGCAUCUCGUCUCUGCAUGCUUUAUAAUAUUAGUGCUUUUUUCCUCAUAUUUGAAUGUUUAUAUUUCUGUUUUCAGCACGUUGGUUUCAUUUUGUGAAUGUUUCCAGUCCACACUGAACGUUUCUUUGUGCAUUCAAAGCUCCUCUACCUCUCUCCCCUCGCUUCCCCCUUCACUGUCACUUUCUUUGCAACUUUACGUUGUUUAUUGCCACUGUUGUCAUUCAGAUCAUUUCAUUCUUAAGAGUUUAAUCUGUAGGAGAGGACAGCUGUGUUUGGGUCCAGAUUCACACAAGGGGAAUGUACAGUGUGCCUGUGCCCUUGUUGCUUGUCAUUUGUUAAAGGACAAUUUUAGUAAUAAAAGUUGGAGAU
This is a messenger RNA of Epinephelus moara (kelp grouper), 3908 nucleotides long. RefSeq names its product sterile alpha motif domain containing 1b (gene samd1b). NCBI's taxonomy places the organism in Eukaryota, Metazoa, Chordata, Actinopteri, Perciformes, Serranidae. The transcript has 7 exons. The coding region runs from base 332 to 2323 and encodes 663 amino acids. The record is from RefSeq and is a predicted model, not a curated record. Gene Ontology annotation, molecular function: protein binding; DNA binding.